Xenopus laevis (African clawed frog) is the source of this 5715-nucleotide messenger RNA. It is a transcript of the gene nfasc.S, whose product is annotated as neurofascin S homeolog. Gene Ontology annotation, molecular function: cell-cell adhesion mediator activity. Gene Ontology annotation, cellular component: plasma membrane; axon. The transcript is spliced from 33 exons. Lineage: Eukaryota; Metazoa; Chordata; Amphibia; Anura; Pipidae. The record is from RefSeq and is a predicted model, not a curated record. Bases 522 to 4625 code for a protein of 1367 amino acids. Gene Ontology annotation, biological process: cell-cell adhesion; axon guidance; cell adhesion.
CAAUGAAUGCGACUGGUGAGGAUAGUGUUCGGCGUCGGGAACGCGCACGCAAGUCUCUGCCCUAUUGCGGAGCAAGAGCCGAAAGGGAGACAGCUCUGAAAAGGCUGUUAUAAGAGAACUGGUACCUAGUACCUACAGCAGACACGCAGUUGUUGCUUGGGGAAACAACGGUUCAUAUCGACAGACGGUGUGAAAACAACAACCAUUCGCCUUUUUUCUCCUUCGCGAAAGCAUCCAUGGUGCAGGUGCACCCACUCCCAUCAUCUCGGCAGUGAAUUAUGUCAGUGCAUUGAUGAGCAGCUCUCCCGUGAGGAGAUGCCUCUUUUGCUCUUAGCCUAAACGUUCUACCAUUCAGGCUUUGUGAGUUGUAUCCUUGCGCUGGAAGUAGCUAUCAGUGCUAAUUGUAACGUACGAUUAAGGAGUAAGGUGAGAGGUACAGAUCCAUAAAGGUGAGACCAGCGCUAAGGAGCGAAGUCCAACAGUCUGAUCUCGAGAGCUGCAUCGGUACCGAGCAGAAGAAUAUGACAGAUAUUAUAGAAAGGAGGUUAAAGGUGACCCACUCUAUCUACUGCCUGGGAAGCAACAUGCCACCGUGUUUAGUCCUUCUUCUUCUCCUUCUCCACGUAGCCUGCACUAUUAAAGUUCCUUUGGACCCAACCAUUCAACGAGACCUAAUACAACCCCCAACCAUCAUCAAGCAGUCUGCAAAAAAUUAUAUUGUAGAUCCCCGUGAUAACAUCUUCAUUGACUGUGAAGCUCAGGGGAAUCCUUACCCAAUAUUUUCAUGGACAAAAAAUGGGAAAUUUUACAAUGUGGCAAAAGAUCCUCGAGUAUCAUUCCGUCGCCGAUCUGGGACCCUCGAAAUAGAUAUUCAUGGAGGAGGAAGACCUGAAGAUUAUGAGGGGGAAUACCAAUGCUUUGCACGCAACCUUCAUGGAACAGCUUUAUCAAACAAGAUCUUACUUCAAGUCUCUCGAUCCCCUUUGUGGCCCAAAGAAAACCUGGACCCAGUGGUGGUAAAUGAAGGUGCCUUCUUGAUCCUUCAGUGCAAUCCUCCCCAUGGACUUCCUCCACCAGUCAUAUUUUGGAUGAGCAGCUUGAUGGAGCCUAUUGUCCAGGACAAGAGGGUAUCCCAGGGAUUGAAUGGGGACCUUUAUUUUUCCAACGUUCUGCGUCAGGAUGCUCAGACUGAUUAUAGCUGCAAUGCACGCUCCCAUUUUACUCACACUAUUCAGCAGAAGAACCCAUAUUCUCUAAAAGUGCUUACCAAGAAUUCUCGUAAUGACUCUGCAAUAUACUCCUAUAAGAAUUUCACUAGUAUGUACCUUGCCAGAGGGAUGCCUGAGAGAACCCCAACUUUCUUGCUGCCUACGGGUACUUCUAGCAGUAAACUAGUGCUACGUGAUGAGGACUUGCUACUGGAGUGUAUUGCUUCUGGAGUACCAACGCCAGACAUCAUGUGGUAUAAGAAAGGAGGAGAGCUACCCAGCAAGAAACUGAAAUUUGAAAACUUCAACAAGACUCUACGCAUCAUUGGAGUGUCUGAAGAGGACUCGGGGGAGUAUUUUUGCCAAGCUUCGAACAAGAUGGGCAGCAUUAGACACACGAUUUCUGUCCGGGUGAAGGCUGCUCCAUAUUGGCUUGAUGAGCCAAAGAACUUAAUUCUUGCACCCGGUGAGAAUGGACGUUUGGUAUGUCGUGCCAGUGGCAGCCCCAAACCUACAAUCCAGUGGUUUAUGAAUGGAGAUGCUAUUGAAGUGGGUGCCACAAAUCCCAACUUUGAAAUUGCGGGUGACACCAUCAUUUUCCGAGAAGUACAGAGUGGCAACAGUGCUGUAUACCAAUGCAAUGCUUCUAAUGAACAUGGUUAUCUGUUAGCUAAUGCCUUCGUCAGCAUUCUAGAUGUCCCAUCUCGGAUGCUGGGCCCUCGUUAUCAGGUGAUUCGAGUGAUAGAAUACAACAGGACCCAGCUAGACUGCCCUUUUUUUGGCUCUCCUAUACCUACUCUCCGCUGGUUUAAAAAUGGACAGGGUAGUAACCUUGAUGGUGGCAACUACCGUGUGCAUGAAAAUGGGACCCUAGAGAUUAACACUGUGAGGAAGGAGGACCAAGGAAAAUACACAUGCGUUGCUACCAAUAUUUUGGGCAAUGCUGAAAAUACUGUGCGGCUGGAGGUCAAAGAGCCAACUCGUAUUGUAAAAGGCCCUGAAGAUCAGAUUGGUAAGAGGGGUUCUUCUGUUCGCCUGGACUGUCGAGUUCGCAGUGACUCAUCUCUUAGACUCACUGUUACCUGGAUGAAAGAGGACACUCAGCUGUAUAUAAGCAGCAGAAUGAAGAAAGAUGAGGAUGGACUUACAAUAUUUGGUGUGGCAGAAAAGGAUCAGGGAGCAUAUACAUGUUUUGCUAAAACGGAAUUGGACCAGGACUCUUCUAAAGCUUAUCUCACAAUACAGGAAACUUCCUCACCUACUAGCCGACUGACCUCCCAUCUCAUAGACAAACCAGACCCCCCAUUGGACCUGGAGCUAACUGAACCAUCAGUUAGGAGUGUUCGCCUCACUUGGGUUCCAGGAGAUGAUAACAACAGUCCCAUUACAGGUUUUAUUGUUCAAUUUGAGGAAGACAGGCAUCAGCCAGGUGCAUGGCAUAACCUUGCCUCUGUCCCUGGCAAUGUGAACACUGUUCUACUACAGCUUUCUCCUUAUGUCAACUAUCAAUUUCGAGUUCUUGCACUAAAUGAACUUGGGAGCAGCAUGCCAAGCCCAUCUUCAGAACGUUUUCAGACAGCAGGAGCAUUUCCAGAAACAAAUCCAAGUGAUGUGAAGGGAGCAGGAACUAGCAAAAAUAAUAUGGAAAUCACAUGGACACCACUGAACUCUACUCAGGCGUAUGGUCCAAACCUGCGCUACAACGUGAAGUGGCGCCAACGUCACACAGGAGAGCCUUGGAGUAAUGUAACAGUUUGGGGCAACAAGCAUGUGGUGUGGAAUACACCAGUAUACACCCAAUACGAACUACGAGUGCAGGCGGAAAACGAAUUCGGGAAGGCGCCAGAGCCAAACACUGUGAUUGGAUACUCUGGAGAAGACUAUCCUAAGGCUGCACCCACUGACAUUAAGCUACGGGUCAUGAACAGCACUGCCAUCUCUCUUCAGUGGACACGUGUUGCACCUGCCUCUAUCCAAGGAAGCCUACAGGAAUACAGAGCCUAUUUUUGGAGAGAAAGUAGUUUGAUGAAGGGUGUCUGGGUCUCACGUAAGAAACAGCAACAGAGUUUUAUGGGGGACCGUGUGAGAGGCAUCGUGUCUCAACUGAUUCCAUACAGCAUCUACAAGUUGUACAUGGUUGCAGUGAAUGGCCGAGGGGAUGGCCCCAAAAGUGAAGUGAAGGAGUUCAUAACCCCAGAGGGAGUGCCGAGUGCUCCUAAAUACUUUCGAGUCUAUGAGCCAAAUCGGGAAAUCAUUGUUGUUGAAUGGGGUCAACCAGAGCACCGGAACGGAAACUUGACUGCAUACAACCUCCGCAUCCAGCCAUUUAAUGGGACCAGAACUGGGAAGGCUGUGCUUGAAACACUUUCACCUAAUCAAACCAAAUAUACCCUGCAAAGAACAGAUCCUGUGUCCCGUUAUCGUUUUUCUCUCAAUGCGAGAACACAGGUUGGUGCAGGGGAAGUCAUCACAGCCGAGUCUCCUGUCAGACAGGAUGAAGUUUCUACCACAUCAGUUCCUUCUGUGUCUCCUGUACCUGUCACAGAUGCUCCCACAGAGACCCCAAAUAUUCCCCCAACUUCAUCUGAUGCCACUACCACUCUUCUAGCUACAACCAGUGUCACCUUGACAACCCUUCUCACUACUGAAACAGCUGAUACAGAAAGUUCGCUGAUCGCCGUUACUAGAAUUCAUAACAUAGCCACCUCUGGACCAUCUCUUUGGAACCUAACAGCAUUGCCCAACACUUACUGGGCAAAUAUCACCUGGAUGCAUAACUUAGAGCCAGGCUCUGUAUUUAUGGUUGAGUAUACUGACAGUAACAAUACAGUGAAAACUGUUCCUGUUAAGGCUCAUGUCCCCUCCAUCCAACUCUUUGACCUGGUGCCUGGGAUGACCUACAGGGUGCGGGUUUACUCCCAGGAGCACCCCUCAGUCACAAGCCCCUAUGUGACAUUUGAUACCAGCUCAGCUUACACAAAGAAUCAAGUUGACAUUGCUACACAAGGCUGGUUUAUUGGGCUCAUGUGUGCAGUUGCUCUGCUGGUGCUGAUUUUGCUGAUCGUAUGUUUUAUCAAAAGGAGCCGAGGAGGCAAGUACCCAGUGAGAGAAAAAAAGGAGGUAGCAUUGGGACCAGAUGAUAACAAAGAUGGGGAUGGCUCAUUUGACUACAGGUUUUUUGGAAGUGAUGAGGACAACAAGCCCCUGCAAGGUAGUCAAACUUCGCUGGAUGGAACUAUAAAGCAACAGGAGAGUGAUGACAGCCUUGUGGAUUAUGGAGAAGGGGGAGAGGGGCAGUUUAAUGAGGAUGGGUCAUUUAUAGGGCAGUAUACAGUGAAAAAGGACAAAGAUGAAACAGAGGGAAAUGAAAGUUCAGAGGCCACAUCUCCUGUAAAUGCUAUCUAUUCCCUGGCAUAGAACAAUGCCAGUUGCUAUACAUACUUUGCUAUAACAGCCUCAGUUUCUAAUGUUCUCCAAAUAUUUAAAGAAGUGUUUUUGCUCAUGUAGGCGCACAGGCACACAUUGUACAAGUCCAAAUGGGAUCUAUACAUUCAAGCAUCAACUUUCUGAGACCUACAUUUAUCUUCUUCAGUCAUUGAAACGAGAUGGCUCUCUAAAGUCACAGAAGCUACAUAUCUGCUGCCUCUCUUAACUUUUUGGCAACAAGCAAUGUUAAUAACCCUUGAAAUGCAUUUUCUUGAACCUUGUGUUGCGAUGCAAAUAAUGGUAAUUCUAAUGGCCCUCAUCAGGAGUGUAAGAAGGAGACACAAUAAAUUGUUGCUAUGUUUAAUUUCACUAAAGGAUUGAACAUGACAUAACUCCGUAGUAAAGAUAUCUAUUGCUUCUUUCAAUCUCAGAACUUGCCUCAUUUGAAAGUUACUUUUAAUUACUAAUUGAAGGGAAAAGGGUCUCUCAGUUAAGUGAGGGGUAUUUAAGUGUAACAUAUGAUUUCUUUGUGUAUACCCCUUCUUGAUUGAACAGGUUUUUGCCUAUGAUUUUAGUGUCUAAUGUAAUUUCCCUUCAUGGAGGUGGUUGUAGUACCUGAUUAUUUUUUCUUACCUUAAUAUAAGCCUUUAUCUUUUUAUGCUUCGUGGUGUUCUCUAUUUAAAAAUAAGUGACUAUUAAAGGCAAUAAUGUAAAUCAAUGCCACUUAUUUAAAAGGCCAAGGAUUGAAGACAGGCCAAUUGUAAUUGAAGAAAGUGUUAAAAGACUGCACCUGCCUGUGGGUAGGUCAGCAUGUACUGGGUUAGGUCAGCAUGUACCCAAGAUCUUCACUCCCUUAGAUCACUAUACACUGCACUUGUGCCUACCCCUUGCACACUGUGCCUCCACCAGAUCUGAGAUGUUAAGGGCCUUACUACUAUGACACAGUACACACAGAGUUUCAUCUAUCACUUCUACUGUGUACCAGGUGAAUAAUAUGCAGGGAAUUGGUGUACAAAGGAAAUGCUGUCCUUGCAUGCUGUCCCUAAAUUCACAUUCAGUUGCAGCUCUUUAUACUGGUGAC